CCUAGUCACCGCUGGCGCAUUUAGUGUUUCAGCACAAUGAGUCACGUCGCUAAGGGCGAGAAAGAGUACGACGCUACGGGUGCCCAACUAGCACCCUCCCAAAUACACAAAAUUCGCAUCACUCUCACUAGUAGCAACGUCAAGAACCUCGAGAAGUUCAGCCAUGAUUUGGUAAACCGUGCCAAGGACAAGGAACUGCGUGUCAAGGGCCCAAUCCGUCUCCCCACCAGGGUGCUCCGUAUUACCACUCGUAAAACUCCUUGCGGUGAGGGUUCCAAGACAUGGGACCGUUACCAAUUGAGGAUCCAUAAGCGCAUUAUUGAUCUUCACUCUUCUUCUGAGAUUGUCAAGCAGAUUACUUCUAUCUCCCUGGAGCCUGGUGUAGAAGUUGAGGUCACCAUUGCCACUUAAAUGUUUUCCUGAUUGUUGCUCUCAUGUCCAUGGUACAUAUUCCCGCGCGCAUCUAAUCAUCUACAUGGUUGGCAUUUUCUCCUAGCUCUGGUCUCAGCAGUGAGCAUUUCCAAGUGCAUCUUGUGCCUCUACGUUCGGUCUACGACAUGGUUCUCCGCAUCAGACCGAUCUACCUUCGCUCCAAAGCCUCUACAAAUCUCUUUUCCCAUUUGUUUUUUACUUCGCCCCUCUCGCCCAUCAUCGUCAGCUGUAUUGUGGUCUCAUCGUCACCCCUGCCCCCUCGUAUGGGACGAGGUCAAAGCGACCAAACGCCCAAUUGAGGAUAACUCUCCCUUCAUCCGCUAAAGAAAUGAAGCCCUUCACUCGGUAUAUCACAUCUUUGGGUAAUACUGAAAGCGCCUGUUCAACUGCUAGCGCGACACAUGUGAACGAUUGAGUGUGAUAGUGGC
Cantharellus anzutake is the source of this 860-nucleotide messenger RNA. RefSeq lists its product as uncharacterized. Bases 37 to 411 code for a protein of 124 amino acids. The record is from RefSeq and is a predicted model, not a curated record. The transcript has 4 exons. Lineage: Eukaryota; Fungi; Basidiomycota; Agaricomycetes; Cantharellales; Hydnaceae. Gene Ontology annotation, molecular function: structural constituent of ribosome. Gene Ontology annotation, biological process: translation. Gene Ontology annotation, cellular component: ribosome; cytosolic small ribosomal subunit.